UACUUAUAAACGCUUUAGUGUCGGUCAACUGCUGUGCUAAUUUGUUAAAAAUAACUUUAGUUUAAUAAAAAAAUCGUAUAAUGUCUGGUAUAAAUAUUGUUGACGGCGGUGGUGGUGUGCACGUAGUCGAAGGAGAUGGUUUCGGAGGAGGAGUUAACGUGGUCGGUGGAGACUACGGCGGCGGCGUGAAUGUGGUUGACGGGGGCUCUGGUGGCGUACAAGUGGUGGACGGGGACUCUGGUGGCGUAAAUGUGGUCGACGGGGACUCUGGUGGCGUACACGUGGUUGACGGGGAUGGCAGUGGCGUUAAUGUUGUAGAAUAAAUAAAUAAGAAAUCUCA
Ostrinia nubilalis (European corn borer) is the source of this 340-nucleotide messenger RNA. RefSeq names its product ctenidin-3-like. The record is from RefSeq and is a predicted model, not a curated record. The coding region runs from base 81 to 323 and encodes 80 amino acids. NCBI's taxonomy places the organism in Eukaryota, Metazoa, Arthropoda, Insecta, Lepidoptera, Crambidae. The transcript is spliced from 2 exons.